AUGUCUCUAUCAUCGAUGAUUGUGCGUAAAGGUGGACCCUCCACCGUGCGUCGCAAGCUUGACUCGGAAGAUGAGAUCAUCCGAAUCCCGGACUGUGAUCUUGAUGCUGUGGCCGAUCGCUUCCGUCUGACUCUUAUUGGACGAGUUUUUAACCUUCAAGGACGAAGCAUUGAUGCUUUGAUCCACCUUCUCCCUCGUAACAGGAUCUGGAAUGUUGAGGGGCGAGUCAGAGGGAUCAAUCUUGGCAACGGGCGUUUCCAGUUCGAUUUUGACAAUGAAGCUGACCUCCUUUCCGUCCUAAACAAGCGUCCUUGCCACUUCAACCAAUGGAGUUUCGCACUCGAGCGAUGGGAACCUUUCACCAGUGAAUCUUUUCCCAAUACAAUUCCUUUCUGGAUCAGUGUAACAGGAGUCCCAGUGCACUUCUGGAAUGAUCAGACUUUCAUUGCAAUCUCGAAGCCCUUGGGAACUUGGAUCUCCCUCGAUUCAAAAAGAGCAAGGAUUCAAGUAUCUGUCAAUGUUGACAUGCCCAUACAAUUUGAACGUCGCAUCGAAUUCCCAAAUGGAGAUAUAGGAAGGGUCUCUUUCUUUUAUGAGGGCCUCCACCGAUCCUGCUAUACCUGUCAUAUGAUCUCUCAUGAUGAGAAUGUUUGUCCCCAGCUUACACCGGAGGAGCGUGAACUUAAACGACAACAACGAGCAAUCAUUAACGCUCAAGGGGACACUCUCUCUAUCCAGACGGGACACGACGGUCGGGUUCCGAACUUGAAAAGGCCUCGUUCCCCUCUCCAUGAACGCAAUUCGCCCCCUCCAGGGCGACAGAGGACCUCUCCAUCCAACCUAUCUGAGCGAGACUAUCGCAGGGAAGGAAAAAGGCACACUCACUCACCUCCUCGUGAUACCAGAGCGUAUCGCCCUACCCAGAAAGAUUAUCCAAGAGAUAAUGAUAACUUGUAUCGCAACAACACUCGUAAGGAAGAUGUCUGGAGACGCUUAGAAGUACCACCGCGUGCUUCUUCCGCAUAUGGAAAGAUCAAUUCCUCUCGUACUUCACGUAGAGAGAAUCCUUACCCCCAAAAGAACAGAGAGAACAAGCAACCGAUGCCGUACAAUGGACGUUACUCAAGCAAACGACAACAGGAUACACGUGAAUGGCGCCCUCGUUCUCCUCCGAAGAUCAUCCCUUCCACUGAUAUGGUGCCAGUCUCUUCUCGCACUCCUCAUAUGGAGCAAGAAGGCCCUUCUCGUGCUGUCUCGGACUCCCAGAGAACUAUCUCGGAUCAAUUUGGACACCUCGAAUUGGGUGAAAUAUGCAAGGAAGAUCAGCCAAAGAGCCCAAUUGCUGAAACUGAUGAAGAACGUCUAAGACGUAUCAAGGGGAAAGGCCAUAUCACUGAUACUCCUACCUCGCGUGAACGUGAACCAGGACGUAUCCGAUCUUCUACCCUCAUCAUCCGAGAACCAGCAACUGAUACAUUAGAUCGCCAACCAAUCAAAACUCCGCAUACUGCGGCUCCUCCUCCUGAUCAUACGGAUAAGAACCCCAAUCCCCUAGACAUGGAGCUUGAUAUCGAUUUUGAUCAGGAGCUGGAUAUUACUCUCACUGAAGAAGAGAUAGCUCUGGUCGAUAGCCUGGCCAAGGAUGCUGAACUUGUUGAAAUGGAUGCUGAAAUGAUGGAAAACGAUGACCUCCUAGACGAGAUACCUGACGAGGCUGCGGAAAAAAUCGACGCCAUCUCACAGCUCUCUCCAACAAAUGUUGAGGUUACAACUGAUAUGCAGGAGGAUCUUUUGGCACCAACCCGAGCUCAAACCGUAACCAACCGAACAGGAGCAAAUCACACCAAGCCCCUCCUACUCUGCCUCCUGCAAAAGGUUAUCUCAAAAAGCAUGUCCCCAAAAGCCCCGAUCUGA
Brassica napus (rape) is the source of this 1914-nucleotide messenger RNA. RefSeq lists its product as uncharacterized. The transcript has a single exon. The record is from RefSeq and is a predicted model, not a curated record. The coding region runs from base 1 to 1914 and encodes 637 amino acids. Lineage: Eukaryota; Viridiplantae; Streptophyta; Magnoliopsida; Brassicales; Brassicaceae.